Messenger RNA from Linum trigynum, 2556 nucleotides. NCBI's taxonomy places the organism in Eukaryota, Viridiplantae, Streptophyta, Magnoliopsida, Malpighiales, Linaceae. The record is from the annotation of a GenBank genome assembly.
AACAAAAACUUCUGUUGACGAGCCCAAUGCCUCCGUCGCCGGCACCGUUCUUCCAUCGUCGGCUAACCUCCCGUCGCCCUCAAUCGUCGGAAAACAAGUAAGUUUAUUUUUUCCGGCCAGUUUUCCAGUUUUCCGGCAAGUUUUCCAGUUUUCCGGCGAAAAACAGGGCGGGCCGAAAAAAAUUUGCGGCCGGAGCGUCGGCCAGCCGAAAAAAAUUUUCGGCCGGUGCGACGGCCGGCCGAAAAAUUCUUUCGGCCCGGCGACGCCGUGGCCGCAAAUUUUUUUCGGCCGGUCGUCGACCUCGCCGCCCAAAAAAAUUCCGGCGGCGUGUUCGUCGGCCGGCCGAAAAAAUUUUGCGGCCGCGGCGUCGCCGGGCCGAAAGAAAUUUUCGGCCGGCCGUCGCACCGGCCGAAAAAAUCUUUCGGCCCGGCGACGCCACGGCCGCAAAUUUUUUUCGGCCGGCCGACGUUCCGGCCGCAAAUUUUUUUCGGCCCGACGUCGCACCGGCCGCAAAAUUCUUUCGGCCCGGCCAGUUUUUGUAUUUAAUAUAAUUUAAUACGAUAAUUAAUUAAUAAAUAAAUAAAUACUUAAUUGGUUAGUAGAAAUUAGCAAUUAGUGUUAAUAUUUAUUUCAGUUGGUUUAUAAAUGUUUUUUUUUAAUAGGCGUUUGAAUGUUUAAUUACUUAGAUUAGUUAAUGGAAUUUUAAUUAAUUAAGAAUGUUAAUAUUCAGCACAUUAAUUAAUAGAAAUUUAAUUUAAUUUCUUGCGGCCCGGCCAGUUUUUGUAUUUAAUUUAAUUUAAUACGAUAAUUAAUUAAUAAAUAAAUAAAUACUUAAUUGGUUAGUAGAAAUUAGAAAUUAGUGUUAAUAUUUAUUUCAGUUGGUUUAUAAAUGUUUUUUUUUUAAUAGGCGUUUGAAUGUUUAAUUACUUAGAUUAGUUAAUGGAAUUUUAAUUAAUUAAGAAUUGAUUAAUUAGUGCGCAUCUAAGUAUGAUAUUUUGUAAAUUUGUAGAUAAUUAGAUAUGGAUGAUGCGGGUCAUGCGGGUGGGGAUGAGUUGAAUAGAUUCAAUGGUAGGGUUGUUGAUGUAUCAGCACGAAGGAAGAAUAAGGAGAAUAAGCGCUCUCGAGAUAUUGGACAUCAGUCACAGGCAAAUUUAGGGGAGGAUGAGUUAGAGGCUCCUACUGUAGUUGCUCGUUCGGCAUCACGGGCGUCUGGUUCCCAUGGGAGGAACCAGGGUGCUGCAUCCAGAGUGGUCUCGGCUGAGUUUGAUGAGGACGAUAGUGAUGAGGAUAUCGAGGUCCCUCCACCUACGCGUGGACAUGGACGAGUGUCGUCUCGUACGGCAACAUCACGUCCUGCUUUGUAUAGGGACCGAGCUGGGCGCUUCGUACCACCUGCUCGUGAUGAGACAGAGAGCUCGGGGACUGGACGGAGUAGGGGAGGACGUUCGAGUGGUCCUCCACCGUGGGAGCUUGUUGGUGAGUGUCCUGGUGGACCUACGGAUCCUAGCCUCAUUAGGAGCUUUCGUGGACACGUUGCCUAUGCGCUUUGGACGGGGGCUGGAGAUCGAGGGGUCAUCAGUUGCUACAGCCGUACAUCGGCGGUUGCUUAUUUGAGUAGCUACGUGUUUAGUCAUGUUGAGGCGGAGAAUCUGGUUCAGCAGUCAGGUCUCCAGCACCUGAUGUACUCUAUGUUCCGCAAGAUAGCGAUUGACGAUGCUUUGAUCUCAGCUUUUGUGGAGAGGUGGCAGCCAGACACGAACACCUUCCACUUGCCUUUUGGAGAGAUGACGAUCCUCCUCCACGAUGUUCAGUACUUACUGCAGAUUCCUGUUGAGGGACGACUGAUGAGUAGGAGUUCUGCGCAGCUUGACCAUCCGGAGGCGGGUUUGUGUACGCUUCUUGGGAUGAACUGGGAGCAGUUGAGUGGUCGUACGGAGGUCCCUGGAUAUAAUAAUAGGGGUAAGUGGUACGAGAAGGGUGGUUUUCUUGCAGAGAUGGCGUCCAGAUACUUGCAGAGCCACGGGACACAUGUGACAGAGGCGCAGUCGUACUUGUUGUUGUUGUUGGGGUCCACUUUGUUUGUGGACAAGAGUAGAGACAGGGUUCGGUCGGUGGUGAACCUAUUUUUGGACGAGUUGGAGGAGUUAGAUCAGUAUAGUUGGGCGUCAGGUACACUUGCUUGGUUGUACAGAUACCUUGGUCAGGCGUCUCGUGCUGGUGCCAGGGGGAUGGCUGGUUGUCUCACACUUCUGCAGUGUUGGAUCUACGAGUACUUUCCGGGUUUCAGGCCAUCUCACUUCGAGCCUGCCGCCGUUGGACCUGAUGAUGCUUGGGCUUCACGAUGGAUUGGGCAGCCGGCACCUGGUUCUGUGGCGGAUCCCAGUGUGAGGUUGGCGUUCUACCGUCGAGCUCUUGACAGCUUGACCCCUUCUGAUGUGUUUUGGACACCUUUCCAUCAGAGGCCUCAUCAGGCAGUGUUUGACUACUUAUGUAUGUUUGGAUCGGAUGUUUAUGUUUAGACUGCAUGUUUAGGGUCAUUAAAGAUACAACUAGAAC